Molecule: messenger RNA, 1775 nt
Organism: Xyrauchen texanus (razorback sucker)
Lineage: Eukaryota; Metazoa; Chordata; Actinopteri; Cypriniformes; Catostomidae
Exons: 8
Coding region: 8-952 (314 amino acids)
Source: RefSeq, a predicted model, not a curated record
CGAAGAGAUGUCACGAUUACUUUGUCCACUCCUGUCAACUCGUGAGAAUGGCCUUCUUUGCAGCUUACUAAGUCAUGACUGCGGCAUAUUAGCAUGCAGUGUUGUCCAGCUGGUUAUCGCAGACCCUCCACAGAAAAAAGAGUGGAAAAUUCACAGUUUUGGAAUUGUAUGUCUGGUACAAGAUAAAACCCUGCAUUCAACAUUCAUGAGGCUCUAUUGUCUUAAGAAGGCCAAAUUGGUAUGGGAACAGGAGCUGUAUACACCGUUUGAGUACUCAGAGGCUUGUCCAUACUUCCACACCUUCCCUGGUGAUGAGUGUCGUACAGGACUGAACUUUGCUGAUGAGGAGGAGGCAAAGCAGUUCUACAAUGCUGUGCAGAAGCAGAUCAGUGAAAACAAAGCAGCUCAAUCUGUGCUUACACGCAGUUACAUUGUGGGGUCAGUCUCUGAAUGGAAAGACAAGCUAGACAAAUGUCUCAGAGGAUCUGCAAUGAACAAGAGUCUUCCUGUAAGGAAUACAUCCAAUAUCCUGCACCAUAAUGAUUCAGAGGCAACACUUGCAGAAAGCAGUCCCACAGUUGCUAGCACAAAGUCCAGCCAGUUUUUUGACUCACCACAAACUCCCUGCAGUGCUAAUGAAGACUCUAUCUCCCUCGCCCAAAGAAAGGGGCCCCUCCCACCUAUUCCUUCUCAUACCAGAGCAGGCAUGGUAAAGGUAAAUCACACUGGUGGUGAGGAAAACUCUGACUCCACCUUUCCCAUUUUAUCAUUGGUGCCAUCUCCUCCCUCCUACCCUGCACCAAAAGUACCAACAAGUUCAGCUGGAAUAAAGAAAAGCGCAAGCUUUGCGCCUAAGGUUAAAGAUGUCUCCCCAGCUGGAAUGAAGCGCUUUCAAAGUUUUCAUUUUAACGCUGACAAGGAACAUGGGUCUGGCUUUGAUGAUUACCUUUAAAAAUACCAGUAAAACCACCUUCCUCUCCAUGACUGUGGCACUUUAUGACUCGACAACACAAGUCACCCAAAACUAAAUGUUACAAACUGAAAUAUGUCAUAUUGUCGUAUUUUUCUUAACUCUAAACUGGAGUUCUGUUUUAAUAAUAAACAGAACAUGUUUAUUUGCGUAUUUUAGCAAAUUUACCUGAAAUUACAGCACUGAAAUUACAGUACAGGUGUGACCAAAGCUGAACAACAAUACACGUUAUGUAGCUCCUCUUAGAACUUGGUAGUGCAAUACUACAGAUAUUGUUGGCUUUUGUAUAAAAAAUUGUUAUGUUCCUCAUUGUAAGUCGCUUUGGAUAAAAAUGUCUGCUAAUGACUAAAUGUAAAUGUCAUUUAAAGCAAUGUCUUUCUUCUCAAGGAAUGACGGAAUGGAUGGAAUUUAUCAGGCUCCAUUUCUCACUUUUUUAGUUUGAAAUUGAUUUACUUUGCAGAGCCUAUUAUGGACUAAAAAUAAAUUUAAAAAAAUGUAAAUGGUCCCAAAAAAGUAUUUGGACACUUUAAAGCCACCCUUAAAAAUGUAUGAAUUUCAUAGCAUUAGAUCCUUGGUUGAGAGUAGUUGCAAAAAUAAUUUCUAAGAAAAGCUCUAGAAUCAUUUGUUUGGAGAUGCCAUUUGGUUUGAUUUUGUGGCCAAAUACUUUUUGGGGCUUCUGUUUUAACGUUGCGAUGGAAUCAAAACUAAUAAAAGCAUAACGUAUGGAUAUGUAUGCUAUAACUACAAAGUCCAAAUACUUUUUGUCUUAAUUUUGAAAAUGUUUUGCUUUAAAAUGUACAACCUU